This is a messenger RNA of Styela clava, 880 nucleotides long. The record is from RefSeq and is a predicted model, not a curated record. Lineage: Eukaryota; Metazoa; Chordata; Ascidiacea; Stolidobranchia; Styelidae.
AUCAUUUUUACAAACCACUAUGGCGAGUGGUGUCGACGAAAAACAGAAUGGAAAAAUAGAAACUGAAUUACGGGAUGAAGCUAUUGAAUUACUGGAAAUGAAAUCGAAAGAAAACGGGAAGGAAAAAGAGAUUUCUGAAAGAGAAGAUGACGAAGAUACAGAAGUCACACUUCAGCUUCAAAACUCAAGUUAUUGCACAACAAUUCUUCUGAUGACGAUAAUAGCGACUGUACCAAUGAUCAACUACGGAUUAACCUGCCUGAAUCCUACGAUUCCUGUCCUGCAAGAGAUGUAUAACAACACGUAUAUGUCUCGAUAUUCCGAACCAAUGCCGGAUUCUACAUGGGAGAUGUUGAAAGCUCUGACAAUGUCAAUGAUCGUUGCCGGAUCUUUCGUUGGAUCACUCAGUCUAAAAUCUGUGUUGAUGUUUCUCAGCAGGAAGCAAUGCAUGAUCGCUGUACAUGGAAUCAACAUUUUGGGUGCUCUCAUCAUAUGCCUUGGUGCAGGACUCAGUAAAGCCUACGAACCAAUGAUAAUCGGGAGAUUCGUGAUGGGAUUGGCGAACGGACUUGCACUCGGCCUUAUACCAGUGAUCAUAGGCGAAACGUGUGUGAAGUCCAGAUGUGCAGUCUACGAUGGACUGAUUGGCGUAUUACUUGCAAUCGGAGCAUUGUUUGGCGUCAUAUUGGGAUGGUCAGAGGUGUUCGGAACUCCUGAACUAUGGCCUUUAAUCAUCAUAACCCCGGCAAUACCAUCUGCAAUUUAUAUCACAAUGUCUCGCUGGAUAACAGACACGCCGUAUUACAUCAUGAGAAACGGAGACAGAGCCGAACUCAUGAAAACUAUGGUGAAAUUGCGGGAUGGACCAGAGGUAGGAUAA